Molecule: messenger RNA, 3444 nt
Organism: Labrus mixtus (cuckoo wrasse)
Lineage: Eukaryota; Metazoa; Chordata; Actinopteri; Labriformes; Labridae
Product: collagen alpha-1(V) chain-like
Exons: 13
Coding region: 1-1350 (449 amino acids)
Biological process (GO): translational elongation
Cellular component (GO): cytoplasm; nucleus
Molecular function (GO): extracellular matrix structural constituent
Source: RefSeq, a predicted model, not a curated record
AUGUGGUUAGUAGUGGUCCUGGCGCAGCAGUCAUGGGUCAUCAGGGUGACCCAUGACUCCAGCUGUGUUACAUGUUUCACCUGCCAGGGUCCUGCUGGAACGAGAGGACCAGAGGGACGUCAGGGAGAGAAGGGAACCAAGGGAGAAACAGGUGCUGUUGGACCCCCAGGAAAAACUGGACCUGUUGGUCCCCAGGGUGUACCAGGAAAACCAGGAACAGAGGGUCUCCGAGGACUUCCAGGAUCAGUGGGUGAGCAAGGAUCUCCUGGACCUUCUGGACAGAAAGGACCACCUGGACCUCUCGGACCUCCUGGUUUGCUUGGCCUGCGUGGAGAACCCGGUGGAAUGGCUGGAGGAACUGGACCCCUCGGCCCUGCUGGUCCUGCUGGUCCUGCUGGUCCUGCUGGUCUGCCAGGUCCUCAAGGUGUUAAAGGAGCCAAGGGUUCUUCUGGAGGAUCUGGUCCUAAAGGAGAAAAGGGAGUACAAGGACCUCCUGGACCUCCUGGCCCACCAGGUGAGGUCAUCCAGCCCCUGCCCAUCCAGAGGAGCCCCAAGUCCAAGCGCUCCAUCGACGCCAGCCAGCUGCUCCCAGAGAGCGACUCAGACAUGCCUGCAUCCGACGCCACUGGCACUGAGUUCCUGAUGGGCAGUGAAGGCAUGGAGGAGAUCUUUGGCUCUCUCAACUCACUGCGUCAGGAGAUUGAGACCAUGAGAUUCCCACUGGGUACCCAGGACAGCCCUGCUCGCACCUGCCAAGACCUGCACCUCAGCCAGCCAGACCUCAAAGACGGAGAGUACUGGAUUGACCCCAACCAGGGCUGCUCCAGGGAUGCCUUCAAGGUUUUCUGUAAUUUCACUAAUGGAGCAGAGACAUGCCUGUAUCCCAGCAUCAAUACGGUAAAGAUGAGCUCCUGGGACAAAGAGACUCCAGGAUCCUGGUACAGUCAGUUCUCCACUGGCAGCAAGUUCUCCUAUGUGGACUCUAAUGGCGAGCCUGUGGGCGUGGUCCAGCUCGGCUUCCUGCGUCUCCUGAGCAUCCGGGCCCGCCAGAACCUCACCUACCACUGCCAUCGCUCGGUGGCCUGGGCCGACCGAAGCGCCAAGAACAGCUACGACAGAGCGCUGCACUUCCAGGGCGCCAACGAGGAGGAUCUGAGCUACGAGACCAACCCUUACAUCAAGGCCUUGGUGGACGGCUGCUCUUAUCGUAAGGGCUUCGAUAGGACAGUGCUGGAAAUCAACACGCCACAAGUGGAGCAUCUUCCUCUGCGGGAUAUUAAGGUGUCAGACUUUGGGGAGAGCAACCAGCAGUUUGGCUUUGAAGUGGGACCUGUCUGUUUCCAAGGCUAAAAACACACACAUCCUGAGCGGAACAACACUACAAACACUCACACACAUGCACUUAGAGACACAUUGAUAUAAAAACACAGACAUGCCCAGUCAUUUGUAAAUUAACUUGUAAAUGAUAUGAAAACACACACACAUACACACACUGAGAUACACAGAUGCGGUUGUGGGACAAACAAGCGCUCACACUCAAGUACGUGCCUGGGAAACUCAACAUCGUCCCAACCAAUAAUGGACGUCAAAAAUAAGUCAAGAGGAGAGAAAUAAAAACUCGCAGAGAGGAGAUCAUCGUUUGGGCGCACCACAGCAAGAAAGGAAGAAAGAAGCCAGGAGAGAGUGUUUCUGAAGAAUGAAACAGUGUUGUUUUACCAGCAGCCAAAGAGGCCGGCCUGAGACAGAGAACAAGCCGGCGAGAUCUGAAGCCCCUUGUCUCCGAUCCCCCUCUCACUCCUCUCUCCUCCCCACGGUCUCCCCCUUUUUUUACCCACUCAUCCCACUUGCUCUACCUCCUGCUUCCUCCUUCUUAAAAAAAGGGUCACACUCAGACUUUAUCUGCAUUUCUUUAAUCUCACGUUCACACUGCGGGCAACAUGGUUGACAGUCACUCUUUUCAGACUGAAGAGCGGUGCGACAUAUGAGGCUGAAUGCAUCCGUACGGUUUGAAAAGUUAGUUUGGGUUCACAGCUUUGGUGUUAAAUGCUUCAGUCAAUUGAGAAUUGAAUGUUUUGAAUCAACUUUCUUCUCUAAGCCAGCACUCCCACUCAUGAACCUAAAAGAAACCUGCAGGCGCCAAACUUUGGAAGUAAAAUGACGGCCAGUGGUCAGUUCAAAUCUUCUUUACGGGCUCAGUCAUCUAGCUGUCUAUUUCUGUGACAUGUGUGUAAACACUCAGUGACUUGUCAAUCGUGUUGCUCACAUUGGAAACACUUUUUAACUCACAGCUCUUUUCUUAUUGUAUCAAAAGGAACCAAAGAAAUAAAGCCACCAGUUUCCUCCCAGAAUUAAGAGGGAACCAACCGAAGGAUGCCAUGCUUGUUAGAUUGAAGUUUUUCUUUUGUUACAGCGGCUUCUCUUUAUGAUUAUCUUUCAGUGUCAUUAAAAACACUCUAGAAAUGUGAUUCACAGCUCAUACUAAUGGUUGAAAAAUCUUUCUGGUGUGAUGCAGCAAGGAUUGUAGAGUCCAGUGAGAAGCAGGAGUUAUUCUUUGUUAGACCUGUUUCCUUUGAGAGCAGCAGAAACUCUCUUUGAAUUGUUGGUUUGUUACGCAGGACAAAACUUGCUGCGUGCAGUGAGGCAAAAUAAAGAUGUGUGGAAACCUCGGUCAGGGAAUUAAAUAGCCAUUGUUUUUGUAAGCUGUGCUACGCCUGAUGCUGUUGUACUUACAUGCUACUUGUGCCUUUUAAACGGCUGAUUGGUCUUUAAAUCAAGGAUCAGGCUAUGAGGGUCUCCAUCCCACACCAGUCUAGCAUUUACUGAGUCACUUUCUGGGUACUUUGAUUUUUUUAAAAUCCAAAACAUGUUUUCUGAUUAUCAGAACCUCGUCAGGGUUUAAAUAUGUACAUGGGAGCCCUCUCCCAUCUUUGUUCUCCUACAGCAGUGAAUAAAAUGCAUGCAGAAACUGUGUGGCAAGGUGCUAAUUAUACCAAAGUAUAAGUUGUAGUAUUCACUUUCCACCCCUCCUUCACUCUCUUUAGUCUCUUUCAUCAUUUCAUGAAGCUUUUUUACUGGGGAAAAUGUGCAUUACAUUCCAUUUGUACAGAAAUAGUGAUAUUCUAUUGUAUUUAUUUAAAACAAACAGGGUGCUAUGAGAUUAAAAAAAGACCACCAAAUAUUCACGUCAAAUGUGGUAUAUUUCAUUUGUAUUUAUUUCCUGUAGCUGACACUCAAGUGUUCAAGUGACUAGAGUGACUUACAUGUUCAACUAUCUUCCAGCUUGAGCUAAGGUGCUUCUGUUCACGCCCUGUCCAAACUCCUCCUGUAGAACCAAAGAAUCUGUGGCCAUAUUUUAUUGUAAUAUCCCUUUUUUUAGUGUUUUCAUCAACUGUACUGUGCUGUUAAAUUUUGCUUCCACUGUAAUGAUUAAAUGGUGACUCUCCA